This is a messenger RNA of Lodderomyces theae, 2343 nucleotides long. RefSeq lists its product as uncharacterized. The transcript is spliced from 3 exons. Bases 1 to 2343 code for a protein of 780 amino acids. The record is from RefSeq and is a predicted model, not a curated record. NCBI's taxonomy places the organism in Eukaryota, Fungi, Ascomycota, Pichiomycetes, Serinales, Debaryomycetaceae.
AUGCGGAUGUCUAUGAGCUCGGUGUUGGUAAUUUGUGUCCUCAGCAAGGUCGGCUAUACUGAGGAUACGCUGUUUUACAAUCUGGUCGAAGAACUUGCAAACUGGCAAACCACUCACCCGUUGAAUGAUACCACCGCCAAUCUCCCUCUUAAUUUGCCAGCGUCAAAAUACACCUUGCAGCCCACGUUGAACACAACCGACAAUAUCAGCAACACCAUCUUCACCAUUCAAGGAAAGGAUAAAGUACCCAAAUGGUCAUUCAGUACUGGUUUGUUUGCAAAUAAAGCGCAAGAGAUGGGGUAUCAAGAUUGUCGUGAAAUUGCAAAGUACAAGAAAAGGCCAAUUACCAUAAUUGAAACUGAGCCAGAGGUUGAUGAGCAGAAACCAGUAGCAAAACCAAAGAAGCCCAAAAAGCCAAAAUCGAAGCCAAAGCCUCCACCUGAAUGGUUAUUGGAGUCUUCUUCAAGUGAAGAGGAGGAGGGUGAGGAGGAAAGCGAUGGAAGAGAAAAAGGGUUGAACUUUUCCGGGUCAGAGUCCGAUGAAGAUAGCGAUUUGUCCGAAACUGAAGGGAAGCAUUGGUUCUUGGGUCUCAGUGUUGAAGGUGGCAAGAACGGGAGUAAGCAUCAUUUGCUUAAUGAGAAUAAAUUAGUUACCAAAGUCGGAACCAACCACCCUGGUUUAUUUCUUGAUCACCAUGAGACAGUCGACGAUAGCGCUAGGAACCCCAAAGCUUUGAAUGUAUCAAGUGUAGCAAAGAGGGAUUACAUAGAGGAUGACUAUGUCGUUGAUGCAGAGGAUUUCCAACGAGGAAAAGACGUUUCUGACAAAAAGCUUGCCCCCAAGUUUGAGGCAUGGCAAGUGAAGUCAGCUGUGAGCAAAAGUAACGAUUCUACAUGGCAAUUUGCAAACUUCAGCUCGUCUAGUAUUGCAGGAAAUCAAUAUUCGAGUGUGUAUUUGUUCAGUGAGUCCAAAGCUUGUCGCUCGUUAUCGUUAGUGGCUUAUGUUUUCCCGUUGAUCACCCACCACCAAUCCGAUUUGCUCCAGCACCAAUCACCAAUCUUCACUUCACAAGUCGUCAGCUACGAUAACGAAAAUUCACAAGAUCACCUCAACAACGUUGUGUUCCACGCCCUCCUUGUUGAGCAAACACCAGCAGGAGUUUUGAAAAGCAAAGUCGAUUCCAAUGAUCAGUUCAGGGCUCAAGGUACAAAGAAGGAGACUAAAGUGAGCACACCCAAAUGGCGUCUUGGUGCUGGUGCAUUCUUGAACAAGGAAAUCGAUGAGGGAUCAACUGAGAAGGAAACUACAUUCAUACCUACUAUCAUCGAACUGAAAUCUUCUGGGCCGGAGACUGGUCCCGAAUCUGACUCGGGGUCUGACUGGGAUUCUGAUUGUGAUUCAUCAUCAUCUGAGAGUGACAGAAAGAGCAGUAUGAAGAAGAAGAAGAAGAAGAACGACAAGAAGAAGAAGACGUUUAAGUUGUUCAGUUUGGAUGAAGUCGUUACUACAGAUAAAGAGGACCAGAAAAUGGUUAUUGAUCAGGAUGUUGAAUUGAAAAAUGCCACUAUUGUUGAUUACUUCCAGGGUAAUAGCUCCAAUACCAUUGAAUCGAUGUUUGAAUCAAAAGCACUUAUCUUACAAGUGAGUGCUCUCGCAUUUCUUUGUCUGUCACCACUUCUUUAUCCUGCAACAACACUAGAGCCAGCAAUGCAAUUUCAUUCUUUGCUAUUGAUGGCUAUAGCCGUAGUAGUCACUGGACAACCCAUAUCAACUCCUUCCACUGCAACUGAUUUGAUCCAAACAAACGUUUCCGGAGAAAUUGACUUGACAUACCAAAGUUAUAAUCUCACCAUCUUGGAUAGCCCCGUUAUUUACACCAACGCAUCUGACCCUGAACUUGAAGCCUUGAUUAAAAAGAAAAAGAAGUUGAUCCCCAAAUGGCAAUAUAAUGCAGGUAUAUAUCUUGAGAAAAAAGUCAACAAGAAGCUCUUGAAGAAAGCUGGCAAGGGAGGAUUUGCACUCAUGUCAACAAACGGUGGCGACAGCACUUACGCGGUGAUUAAUGGCAAUCAAGUUGAUGGUGGGGAGAUUUACCGUAUACCUAGUUCAUUUGUCGUUGCCAGAGCCAGCCCAAAUACCCACUCGUUAUUCGCCGAGAACGUCACCGAUCAUGUUUCAAUUUGUUUCGUCAAUGAAACCAUUGGAUCGCAAUUUCAAAAAGCAUCAAAAGAGCUGGCAACUGCUAUAGAUGAAACCAUUGAGGAAAGCUCCAGUGGCUCCUUUUCCUAUGAUCCACAAACAUGCAUUUGGACAGUGUUGUUGGUUGCAUUCUGUUUAUUAUAA